Messenger RNA from Pogonomyrmex barbatus (red harvester ant), 1803 nucleotides. Its product is annotated as serine/threonine-protein kinase A-Raf-like. NCBI's taxonomy places the organism in Eukaryota, Metazoa, Arthropoda, Insecta, Hymenoptera, Formicidae. The record is from RefSeq and is a predicted model, not a curated record.
AUGGAACGUAGACAAUUAACCACAAAUGAUUGUGCAGCUUAUGUUAACUGUCGUAUUUCAUAUUUUAUUUCUUGGGACACAGAUAUCUCGACUUUGCAAUGUAAAGAGGUAUUUGUGGAAACAUUAGAGGAAUUUCCUGUUCCAAUUUCGGCUUAUCAUAAUUUUGUACGUAAUACUUUUUUGUUAAGUUAUUGCUGUAUUUGUAAAAAGAGACUUUUUUACGGAUAUCAUUGCACAACUUGCAAUAGAAAAAUUCAUAGAAAAUGUAUAGCCUAUGCACCUGUACUCUGUGAACGAGUAAAAAGAUGGAAAGCUUAUUAUCAAAGGUUAUUAGCUAAUAAUGCAACUACUGGAAUUUUGCAAGUUCGUUACGAAGGAAGAAAUACACCUCCAACCCCUUCGACUCCUCAGACAUCGAGAAAACAAACACAAAUAGUUUCUAUUUCUACACCGAAUGUUUCUAUGAAUAAGUCUUCUGGAUUUUCGCAAAUAUGUAAGAAAAUAGAAAAUUCAGUUUCUCAAGGAUUAUUUAAAAAAUGGAAGCAGAGACCAAACAGUAGUUUGACUGAACCAAUCAUCGGCCAUUUAGAAGAUUCAACAAAAAUGGAUGAAAAUAUUCAAAUUGAUUUAAAAAUGAAGCAAACAAAUGAAGCAAGCCUUGAUGAUUCCGAUGACGCUGACAACCAAUCAAUGCAGAACACUGGAAACAAUCAAAUUGAUUUAAAAAUGAAGAAUAUAAAUUCUGAUGAUACUGUAAAACAGUCGAGAAAGAACAAUGGACAUAUUCAUAUUAAUUUAAGAAUGAAGCAAGAAGAAUCUAAUGAUUCUAUAAACCAAAAGACUUUAGUUGAUUUUGUUGCUGCAAAAAAGAAUAACAAAAAACGUGAUAGAAAACGUGCAAAACGUACAAAUGAGACAGAGCGUGCAGAGUCUGAUGAUUCUGAUAAAAGUAUCUUUAGUAAAAAUGAUUCUAUUAAAGAUUGGAAAAUUCCACCAAAAGAAAUUUCAUUUGGAUCACGUUGUAUCAGUAAACCUCAUUUUGCGAUUAUUACGCAAUGGUGCGACGGUUCAUCUUUAUAUGAUCAUUUGCACGUUAUGGAACAUAAAUUUUAUCCAUUAACAAUAAUUUUUAUUUGCAAAGAGGUUUCCGAAGGUAUGGAAUACUUACAUUCCAAAGAUAUUUACCAUCGGGAUUUAAAGAGUAAUAAUAUCUUCUUUCAAAAUGGACUUCAUGUUAAAAUUGGUGAUUUUGGUCUCGCAGCAUUAAAAAAUGAAAAAGACAUUGUUGGACAGAUCCGUCAGCCAGCUGGUUCUAUUCUUUGGAUGGCACCGGAAGUCAUUAGAAUGCGUGAACCAUUUCCAUAUAGUUUUAAAUCUGACGUCUAUUCAUUUGGUAUAGUAAUGUAUGAAUUAUGCACUUGUGAAUUACCAUAUCGUGAUAAGGGUUACGGCAAAGAUCAAAUUUUGUACAUGGUAGGGAAAGGUGAUCUGCGUCCUGAUUUGACAAAAAUACGUCCUGAUAUACCUAAUGCACUCCAAAAACUUUUAAAAAGAUGCAUUUCUUUUGAAAGGGAAUAUCGACCAGAAUUUUUGGAAAUUUGCAAGAUACUAGUCAAACUUUAUAGGAGGACACCAAAAAUAAGAAAAACAACUUCCGUACCAAGUUUAACUGACGAAUUGCCUGAUACUUAUAUUGAGAAAGAGGAUCAAAUUCGAAACUUUCCUGAAUGUUUUGUUGAGCCAGACACACGACAAGAAUUGAAGAAUGAUCGCCCGGACUGGUCAGAUUUGCAACAAGAAUAG